Pteropus alecto (black flying fox) is the source of this 4611-nucleotide messenger RNA. RefSeq names its product AXL receptor tyrosine kinase (gene AXL). Gene Ontology annotation, molecular function: ATP binding; transmembrane receptor protein tyrosine kinase activity; protein binding. The record is from RefSeq and is a predicted model, not a curated record. NCBI's taxonomy places the organism in Eukaryota, Metazoa, Chordata, Mammalia, Chiroptera, Pteropodidae. Bases 503 to 3166 code for a protein of 887 amino acids. The transcript has 20 exons. Gene Ontology annotation, cellular component: signaling receptor complex. Gene Ontology annotation, biological process: multicellular organism development; natural killer cell differentiation; positive regulation of kinase activity.
CGGACCGAAGACCGAAGGAGCCCAGAGGGACAGCGCCCGAGCCCGGUAGAGAGAGGCACAGCCUCCGAGCCUGCUGGCCCGGGCUGGCCUGGGCUUAGGGGUGCAGCCUCCAGGGCCCCUUCCCCUCCUCAGCCUCCCUCCAGGGCCCCUUUAAGACAGGGCUGGUCCUCUCCUUUCCAAGUUAACCCCUGGAAGCCCAGGUGGCCCCCGGGGCUCCGGGCCCCAUUGGGCGGGGGCCGGGGGAGCCAGGGGCGGAGAAAGAGCUGCCGAGGUCUGGGAGGGAGAGAAGAGGCCGGGGAGCAGGGAAGGCGGGGAGCAGGGAAGGCGGCCACCAAGAGGAGCCGGGGCAAAGGGCCCCCACUGUGCCAGGCGGGCAGUGCCAAAGUAGGGGAGCCCGGAGCUGGGGGGAGGGCCGGGGACAGCCCGGCCCUGCCCCCUCCCCUCGCAGGGGUGGCCAGCAACUUCUGAGGAGAGUUUGGCAGAGAACACCCAGUGCCCCAGGAUGGGCAGGGUCCUGCUGGCCUGGUGGUUGGCGCUGUGCUGCUGGGGGUGCGUGGCCCCCGAGGGCUCCCAGGCUGAGGUGGACCCUUUUGUGACGAGCCCAGAGAACAUCACUGGGGCCCGGGGACUCAUGGGGGCCCUUCGGUGUGAGCUCCUGGUUCACGAGGAGCCCCCUGAGGUGUCCUGGCUUCGGGAUGGACAGGUCCUAGAGCUGACGGACAGCACCCAGAUCCAAGUGCCCCUGGACGAAGAUGGAGAGGAUGACUGGAAAGUGAUCAGCCAGCUCAGACUCUCGUCCCUGCAGCUCUCGGACGCGGGAUGGUACCAGUGUUCUGUGGUCCUGGGAGGAAGGACUUUUGUGUCCCGGCCCGGCUACGUCGGGCUCGAGGGCCUGGCCUACUUCUUGGAGGAGCCUGAGGACAGGACUGUGGCUGCCAACACCCCCUUCAACCUGAGCUGCCAGGCCCAGGGGCCCCCAGAGCCCGUGGACCUACUCUGGCUCCAGAAUGCUGUACCCCUGGCUCCAGCCACGGGCCACGGCCCCCAGCACGUACUGCGUGUUCCAGGCCUGAACAAGACGUCUUCUUUCUCCUGUGAAGCCCAUAACGCCAAAGGGAUCACCACAUCCCGCACGGCCACCAUCACAGUGCUCCCCCAGCGGCCCCGUGACCUCCACUUGGUUUCCAGCCGGCCCACGGAGCUGGAGGUGGCUUGGACCCCAGGCCUGAGUGGCAUCUACUCCCUCACCCACUGCACCCUGCAGGCUGUGCUGUCAGACGAUGGGGUGGGCAUCAGGCUGGGAGAGCCAGACCCCCCGGAGGAGCCCCUCACCUUGCAAGCAUCGGUUCCCCCUCACCGACUUCGGCUGGGCAGCCUCCGUCCUCACACCCCUUAUCACAUCCGUGUGGCGUGUGCCAGUAGCCAGGGCUCUUCACCCUGGACCCACUGGCUUCCCAUGGAGACGCCGGAGGGAGUGCCCCUGGGCCCCCCCGAGAACGUUAGUGCCAUGCUGAAUGGGAGCCAAGCCCUCGUACGUUGGCAGAAGCCAGCGGCGCCCCUGCAGGGCACCCUGUUAGGGUAUCGGCUGGCCUAUCGAGGUCAGGACACCCCCGAGGUACUGAUGGACAUAGGGCUAAAGCAGGAAGUGACCCUGGAGCUGCGGGGGGACAGAACGGUACCCAACCUGACGGUGUGCGUGGCAGCCUACACCGCCUCUGGGGACGGACCCUGGAGCCUCCCUGUGCCCCUGGAGCCCUGGCGCCCAGGGCAAAGACAGCCAAUGCACCAGCUGGUGAGUGAACCCCCAGCCCCCGCCUUCUCAUGGCCCUGGUGGUAUGUACUGCUGGGAGCCGUUGUGGCCGCCGCCUGCGUCUUCAUCUUGACUCUGUUCCUCGUCCACCGGCGGAAGAAGGAAACCCGCUAUGGAGAGGUGUUUGAACCAACAGUGGAGAGGGGUGAGCUGGUGGUCAGAUACCGCGUUCGCAAAUCCUACAGUCGCCGGACCACUGAAGCCACCUUGAACAGCCUGGGCAUCAGUGAGGAGCUGAAGGAGAAGCUGCGGGAUGUGAUGGUGGACCGGCAUAAGGUGGCCUUGGGGAAGACCCUGGGAGAAGGAGAGUUCGGAGCUGUGAUGGAGGGCCAGCUCAACCAGGACGACUCCAUCCUCAAGGUGGCCGUGAAGACGAUGAAGAUUGCCAUCUGCACAAGGUCGGAGCUGGAGGAUUUUCUGAGCGAAGCUGUCUGCAUGAAGGAAUUCGACCACCCCAACGUCAUGAGGCUCAUCGGCGUCUGUUUCCAGGGAUCCGAACGAGAGGGUUUCCCAGCACCUGUGGUCAUCUUACCGUUCAUGAAACAUGGAGACCUGCACAGCUUCCUUCUCUAUUCCCGGCUCGGGGACCAGCCGGUGUUCCUGCCCACUCAGAUGCUGGUGAAGUUCAUGGCAGACAUUGCCAGUGGCAUGGAGUACCUGAGUACCAAGAGAUUCAUACACCGGGACCUGGCUGCCAGGAACUGCAUGCUGAACGAGAACAUGUCUGUCUGUGUGGCGGACUUUGGGCUCUCCAAGAAGAUCUACAACGGGGACUACUACCGCCAGGGCCGCAUCGCCAAGAUGCCCGUCAAGUGGAUCGCUAUAGAGAGCCUGGCCGACCGCGUCUACACCAGCAAGAGCGAUGUGUGGUCCUUCGGGGUGACCAUGUGGGAGAUUGCCACACGGGGCCAAACCCCAUAUCCAGGAGUGGAGAACAGCGAGAUUUACGACUAUCUGCGCCAGGGGAAUCGCCUGAAGCAGCCGGUGGACUGUCUGGACGGGCUGUACGCGCUGAUGUCCCGGUGCUGGGAGCUGAACCCCCAAGACCGGCCGAGUUUUGCAGAGCUGCGCGAAGAUCUGGAGAACGCUCUGAAGGCCCUGCCCCCUGUCCAGGAGCCCGAUGAAAUCCUCUAUGUCAACAUGGAUGAGGGUGGGAGUCGUGCCGAACCCCUUGGAGCUGCCGGAGGAGCUGACCCCCCACCACAGCCUGAGUCUAAGGAUUCCUGCAGCUGCCUCACUGCGGCCGAGGUCCAUCCUGCUGGACGCUAUGUCCUCUGCCCUUCUACAGCCCCCGGCCCCACACUGCCUGCUGACAGGGGCUCCCCAACACCCCCAGGGCAGGAGGAUGGAGCCUGAGACAACCCUCCACCCCAGGACUCCCUCUCAGGACCCAAGCUAGGCACUGCCACUGGGGGACAACCCCCCCCCACCACUCCUUCCCCAUUCCAGGCCUUACCCCUAACCACAGCCCUCUCUUCCUACCUGCUCCAUUUCCAUCCCACACAGAUCCUCUCCCUUUCCACCCCGUAGUGUCCCCUUGUGUACCAGAAAGGGGUUGGUCUGCAAUCUCUAAGGGUCCUCCUAGGUCUAACAUUCCAAGAUUCUGGAUUCUAAGGUUUAAAGAAUCUAGAUUCAAAGGUUCUAGGUUUUAAAGAUGCUAUGAGUCUUUGGCUCUAAGGACCUGAAAUUCCAAAGUCUCUAAUUCUAAAGUGCUAAGGUUCUAGAGAUGGAAGUUCUAAGGCCUAUAUUCUAAAACUCUGAAAUUCUAUGGCUCUAGAUUUUUCUGGUUUUAAGGUUCUUGAUAAAGCCUGUAAGUUUUUAAUUUCUAAAGUUCUAAGACUCUAGGUCUAGGAUCUAAGACUCUGAUUUUAGAUUUUAUUUUCCUUAGGCUAUGAGAUUCUUGAUUCUAAAAUCCUACAAUUCUAGACAUGGAGGUUUUAAGGCCUAAAAUUUGAUGUUCCUAUCCUCUUAGAGUACAAGAGUCUAGAUCAUAAGGCUUCAAAAUUUCAUCUCAAGUUCUAAGAUUCUGAUGGUCAAUUAUAGGCUCUAAGGUUUUAUGAUCCUCAAAGCUCUUAUUAUAAGAUUCUGGAUCCUAAAGGUCUAAGAUUCUAGAAUCUUCAAUUCAAAAGUUCAAGAAUCUACAGAGGGAGGUUCUAAGGUCUAAUGUUCUAAGAUGCGAUAUUCUAAGACUUAGUCUAAGAACCUAGAUUCUGUGUCUCAGAUUUGAGAUAUGUGCUUCAAGAGUCUAGAUUAUUAAACUCUAAGAUUCCAAUGCUGUUCUGUUCUAUGUUCCGAGAUACUUUAGGUUCUAUUGGUCCAAGAUUCUGGAUCCUCAGCAACCAACGUAUAAGACUCUACAGUUAGUUGUGACUAACUAGAUACCAAAGUUCUAAUUAUUUCUAAUGUUGGACGCCUUUAGUUUCUACGCUGCAUUCUGACUUUCUAGGAUUUUAAUUAGGGAUCCAAGACUCCACAAUAUUAAAUCUUAAGAUUCUAGACACUGUAGUUUUAAGAUUCAAAAGGUCUACAGGUCUAGAAUUCCAAGGUACAAUUCGAGGUUCUAACCUUAUAGUAUUCUUCUGUGUGACCCUCUUAUUCUUAGCCACCUCUGCUUCCUGCUCCCCUCGUGUGCCCCACUUCAAGCCCGUGCAAUGCAUUAGGGAUGCCUCUUUUCCCCAGGGACAAUCUUCCUCUUUUUGGGCCAUGCUGCCCCUAUGAGCCAGUCCCUCUUGUCCUCUGUACAGAGUGAAGACUCUGGCGCCUCCAGAGGGGCUCAGAUCACAUUAAACUUUGUAACCAUG